This is a messenger RNA of Rattus rattus (black rat), 1421 nucleotides long. RefSeq names its product acyl-coenzyme A thioesterase 6-like. Gene Ontology annotation, biological process: acyl-CoA metabolic process; fatty acid metabolic process. Gene Ontology annotation, molecular function: fatty acyl-CoA hydrolase activity. NCBI's taxonomy places the organism in Eukaryota, Metazoa, Chordata, Mammalia, Rodentia, Muridae. The record is from RefSeq and is a predicted model, not a curated record.
ACAGCAAGCCAGGCUCUCCUCCACAGCAGGCCAGGCUCCGCUCCGAACUCAACUCGCGUGGCACUCCACGAGGUUUCCAGCUCCCUAUGGCGGCGACGCUUAUUCUGGAGCCCGCCGGCCGCAGCUGCUGGGAUGAGCCGCUGAGCAUCGUCCUGAGCGGCCUGGCCCCCGAGCAGUCUGUCACACUACGCUCGGCCCUGCGCGACGAGAAGGGCACGCUCUUCCGAGCCCACGCGCUCUACCGCGCUGAUGCCCAAGGAGAGCUGAACCUGGCGCUCGCUCCCGCGCUGGGCGGCAGCUUCACGGGGCUGGAGCCCAUGGGACUGAUCUGGGCCAUGGAGCCCGAACGGCCUUUCUGGCGUUUGAUCAAGCGCGACGUGCAGACGCCCUUCGUGGUGGAGCUGGAGGUGCUGGACGGACACGAGCCCGACGGCGGACAGCGGCUUGCACAGGCGGUGCACGAGCGUCACUUCAUGGUUCCCGGGGUGCGGCGCGUGCCGGUGCGCGAGGGCAGGGUGCGCGCCACGCUCUUCCUGCCCCCAGGCGAGGGCCAGUUCUCUGGGAUUAUUGACUUGUAUGGAAGUAACGGUGGCUUACGUGAGUACAGAGCCAGCCUCCUGGCUGGGCAUGGUUUUGCUGUGCUUGCUCUGGCUUAUUUCCAAUUUGAAGACCUCCCUGAAUCUUUGAGCCAAGUGCAUCUGGAGUACUUUGAAGAAGUGACCUUCAUGCUGCACCAUCCACAGGUGAAAGGUCCAAAUAUUGGGCUUCUUGGGAUCUCCAAAGGCGGUGACCUGUGCCUCUCGAUGGCUGCUUUCCUGAAGGACAAAAUCACAGCCACUGUCCUUAUAAAUGCCUGUGUGGCCAACACCUUAGCCCCUCUGUAUUACAAGGAUAUGUUUAUUCCUAAUCUUGGGUAUGACCUAACAAAACAUAAGAUCUUGGAGUCAGGCCUUUUGGAUUUGGGGGAUAUUUGGAACAACCCACUGGAGGAACCCAACCACCAAAGUCUUAUUUCAUUGGAGAAGGCCCAGGGACCCUUCUUGUUUAUUGUGGGCAUGGAUGAUCAUAGCUGGAAAAGUGACGUCUAUGCUCGUAUAGCCAGUAGACGUCUACAAGCCCACGGAAAAGACAGACCCCAGAUAAUCUACUAUCCAAAAAGUGGUCACUGUAUUGACCCACCCUAUUUUCCUCCUCCCAUAGCCUUUGUACCUAUGGCGGUGAGUGAACCGAUACUCUCGGGAGGUGAGCCAAGGGCUCAGUCAAGGGCACAGCUGGAUGCCUGGCAACGCAUUCAAACUUUCUUCCGAAAGUAUCUCAAUGGUGAAAAACCUGCCAGGCAUAGCAAAAUGUAACAUUGUGAUUCUAGUGAAAGUUCUAAUGACGCCAUGCAGAUUCUUUUGAAUUUCCAGAGUACUAAAAGU